GAGGGACUGAGCCUCUGACGGCGCCGGCGUCACCGGGACGCAGAGGCCGCUCGGGGUAGUGGUUCGUGGCAGGAGCAGGGGCAGGCAGGGCAGCCAUGCUCCCUUCCUUCAGUUACGUGACCCGUCACACCGGCUUCCGUGGUACCAUCAAAAACUCACCGAGUGACUUCGUAGUGACAGAAAUCGAGGUGCCUGAGCACCUGCAGGGGGUGAGCAGGGCUGAGCCCCUUCAGAGAACCGGCGAGGUGCUGCCAGAGCGCAGCAGCCCGUGCCCGCAGCAGCCCAAGAAGCGGCGAGUGGAAGCUCCGCCAGCCGCGGGGGGUGACCCAGGCCGGGCAGGAGGCGGCUGUUCCGCACCCCCUGGCACAAACCAUCGCGAGAGUGAACCUGACCUGAAGCCUGGCCUCAAGGAAGGCGGUAUGUUGGAUUCCUUGCUGGGCAAAUCCAUGAGUGAACUGCUUAAUAAAUUCGCUUGUGAUGUGAAGGAUGCCUGGGACUUGGAAAAUAAUGCUGACUGUAGCAGCAGGGAGUUCUCCCUGGGGCCCGUACCGGACAAGAAAACCCGAGCUGAUUUGCACAGUGCUGUUAGGCAGAAAUUCCCCUUCCUACUUACUGCUUCAAAAGACAGUGAAAUGAUAGUGAAAGGAAAUGCUGAUUACAGAGAACUUUGUCGGUUAGUGACUGAAAAGGAAACAAGUGAUUUCUUCAAAUUUUUGGAUGCGAAGCUAGAAAAUGCGACGUUUUCUUUUGAGCCUGAUGGAAACAAAGAGCACAGGAAAAUAGUUCACCACUUUAUCAGUAGAAAAUUUGGGAAACUUUUAGAAACAAAGUCUUUUACGGUGACAGAUGUCAAUGAUCAGCCAAAUGUGUCAAUAGUGGUACGAUUUAGAGAAAAAAGGUGGUCCGGAAAAAGAUCUGCUGGUGGUUUCCAGGAAAAACAAGAUGUUUAUACAGCUUUCACCCUUCAGAAGGAAAAUCUGGAAACACUGGAAGCAAUUGGGUUAUUGGCUGCUGAGCUUGGUGUUCUUCCUUCAGACUUCAGCUAUACUGGCAUCAAAGACAAGAAGGCUAUUACUUACCAACCUAUGGUUGUGAAGAAGGUGACUCCUGAGAGGUUGAAAGAAAUUGGGAACAAAAUGGAAAACAAGGGCAUGAAAAUACACAACAUUCAUCUGGCAUGCCAGCACCUUAAACUUGGUCAGCUGAAGGGCAAUCACUUUGACAUAGUUGUGAGAGAUCUUAAACACCACAGUCAUGAUGACUCUUCUGCAGAUUUGAAAAAGAGAAUAUCUGAAGCAAUGGAAAACGUUGAGAUAAAAGGAUUUGUAAAUUACUACGGACCUCAGCGAUUUGGACAAGGACAGAAUGUUCAGACAGAUCAAAUAGGAUUGGCUUUACUGAAUGAAAAAAUGGUGAAAGCUGUGAAGUUAUUCUUCACACCUGAAGAUACUGAUGACCCUGUAAACAAUGCAAAAAGAUACUUUCUUCAAACUGAAGAUGCAAAAGGUGCACUUGGGAUGCUGCCGGAAUUUAAAGUGAGAGAGAAGAUGUUGCUACGAGCUUUACAUCGCUAUGGUGUAAAUCAUGAAGGUUGUACCAAAGGAUGGCUCAAUAUUCCUCAUUCCAUGCGCAUAUUCUAUGUCCAUGCUUAUUGUAGUAAAAUUUGGAAUGAAGCGGCAUCAUAUAGACUGCAGAUCUAUGGUUCCAAAGUUGUUGAGGGGGAUCUUGUCUUCUCAGAACAGGAUGAAAGCUAUUUCCUGAAUGACAAGGUUCAUGUAGUCACUGCUCCAGAAGAGUCUGCUAACAAAUAUUCUAUAAACCAAGUGGUUCUUCCAAUGGUGGGACAUAGUAUCAAGUAUCCCAGUAAUAAAGUUGGGCAAUGGUACCGUGAAAGGCUUUCUAAAGAUGAGCUGCAAAUGUGCAAAUUCAGAGUGUCUCCACUACAGCUGAAUAUACCUGGAUGCUACAGACCCAUUUUGAAAAAUAUUCAGAAUCUGUCAUAUUUUUUGCAAAGUAAUGAAGAAGGAAUUGGAAUUGAAGACAACCAUCUGACUGAAUCAAAAGUAUCUCUUCAUAUAUCAUUUGACCUUGAUCCUUCAUGUUAUGCAACGGUCUGUCUGAGAGAAAUAAUGAAAUGUGACCUUUAAGAUUCCAAUUAAUGAAAGAUUGCAGGGGUAUUGUACAGUGGUGAUAUUUUAUGUGUAAUGCCAAGAAUAUAAGGGAGAAUAACAAGUCCAAGCCAGAAACAGAAAAAAAUCAUAGAUUAAAGUUCACACCGAUUAGGAAGAAACUCACAAAAAAACUUGUAAUGUUCCAAAAACAUUCCAAACCCUAAAUGCAAACCCUUUGUUUCAUUGGAGUAAAGCUACGUGUUAUGCCAGGCCAGUUUAACAGGACUUAAUGAGGGCAUGGGCUGCAAGCAUGAAUUUCAUAUUUGCAUAGGGCUCUGACUUGCAAAGUUAAAUCCUGGAAAAUGGUUUGCAGCAAGCACAUGAAUCUUUUAUUUCAUAAUUUUAAAAAAUGGUUUACACUAAAGUUUGCAGCCAACAUAUACGUAACCGAAAAGCUGCUGUACUGAGGUCCACUAAAUAUAUUUUCAUUGUGUUCAGGCACAAAGUGUGAAAAGGUAAAUGUCCUGAGUCAGCAGUGACAAAAGUAAUCUGAUACUUUAUCAGACAUUUGAUGAAUCCCCAAUCUUUAAUUAAAGCUAAGGAUUUCAGGAUUAAGUAGUGCAAAGCAGUUGGUUAGUGCCUAUUGAAGCUCAUCAAGAUGAGGUGAGUAAUGAACAUAACUGCAAAAUAAUUUAUAAUAAAACCAAAAUAUCAUUUUAUUGUUUACAGGAUGAGGACUUUAUUCCUGUUACUAUAAAGCCUUCUGAUGCAAAAAAAAAAAAAAAAGGUUAAUGGAACUGCCCCUGGAAAAAAGCUUUUAUAUUUUUUUCAUAAUUAAAAAAAAUAAUACAGUUAA
This is a messenger RNA of Apus apus (common swift), 2967 nucleotides long. It is a transcript of the gene PUS7L, whose product is annotated as pseudouridine synthase 7 like. Gene Ontology annotation, molecular function: RNA binding; pseudouridine synthase activity. Bases 96 to 2147 code for a protein of 683 amino acids. The record is from RefSeq and is a predicted model, not a curated record. The transcript has 9 exons. NCBI's taxonomy places the organism in Eukaryota, Metazoa, Chordata, Aves, Apodiformes, Apodidae. Gene Ontology annotation, biological process: pseudouridine synthesis. Gene Ontology annotation, cellular component: nucleus.